CGGAUGUUGUCUGUUCUGCGAGGGCCAGAGCCGGCAACAUGGCGUCGAGCGGCGGGGAGCUCGGUGGCUUAUUCGAGCACCACGUCCAAAGGGCUGUUUGCGACACGCGGGCCAAGUAUCGGGAGGGGCGACGACCUCGUGCUGUCAGGGUAUAUACAAUUAACUUGGAAUCUCGGUACUUAUUAAUACAAGGAGUUCCUGCGGUGGGAGCGAUGAAGGAAUUAGUUGAGCGAUUUGCUCUAUAUGGUGCAAUUGAACAGUAUAAUGCUCUAGAUGAAUACCCAGCAGAAGACUUUACAGAAGUUUAUCUUAUUAAAUUUAUGAAUUUACAAAGUGCAAGGACAGCCAAGAGAAAAAUGGAUGAACAGAGUUUCUUUGGUGGAUUGCUUCAUGUGUGUUAUGCUCCAGAAUUUGAGACAGUUGAAGAAACUAGAAAAAAAUUACAAGAAAGGAAGGCUUAUAUAGCAAGAACUGCUAAAAAUAAAGGUCAUUUCAUGACAAAGAAGAAACUGGUUAUAGAGCAUAAAGAUACAAAAGAUUUUAGACAGGACUCCCAUUCAAAGAAAUCUGGAUUUUGUGAAGCUGCGUUGAACACUUCUGCUGGGAAAUCAGAUCCUUGUCUUCCUUAUUCUUGUGAAUUGCCUUUGUGCAAUUUCUCCUCAAAAUGUAUAUGUUCGUCAGGAGAGUACGUGAACAGAGCAUCUAACUCCUCUAGGAAUGGUAGAAACCACGAUGAAACAGUGGGGCAUUGUAGCCACAAUGACUCAUGGCAGAAAAUGCAGAUGAAAACUUUAAAAAAUUCAGUGUCCUGCCCUGGUGCUAUUACUAUUACUUCUUCAGCAGCAGUUGACAGAUUUAUGCCUAGGACAACACAACUGCAGGAGCGGAAAAGAAGAAGAGAAGAUGAUCGUAAACUUGGACCUUUUCUUGAAACAAGCAAGGACAGUAAUGAGGUUGUGAUUGGACCUCAGUUACCAGACAUACCUAAAGUGGAUAUGCAUGAUGACUCGUUGAAUACAACAGCGAAUUUAAUUCGGAGUAAACUUAAAGAGGUGGUUUCAUCUGUGCCAAAGCCUCCAGAGGACAAGCUGGAAGAUGUGCAUACAAGUCAUCCAUUAAAACAAAGAAGAAGAAUAUAAGAUUACUAGUAGCAAGUUAAUAUUUUCUAAGGGAGUAUUUAUUUUUUAUUUUUAGCCUGUCAUUUUAAUUCUUGAAGAGAUUUUACUACUGGUAUUUUUUUCAAUGCACUCCUCUCUAUAAUUUCAUUCAAGCUACUUGUCUAAUUCAGUUUCAUCUUUUAAAAUGAGUUUAUCAUGGACAAAAUACAUGCCAGCUAACUGUUUCUCUUAAUAAAACUGCUCCAAAAAUUCCACCCAGUGCCUUUAGUUAUAUCUUAUUGGCUAGAUCUGGGCCCAUGACUGUUCCUAACUGAGGAGUCUGGAAUAGUGUUUUAGUUUUCCAGCUUCUGUGGUUGAGAAAGCGAGAGAAAAGAGGGGUGGGAAUGCCUGACUCACAGCAGGCCACAAGA
Messenger RNA from Molossus molossus (Pallas's mastiff bat), 1528 nucleotides. It is a transcript of the gene RBM48, whose product is annotated as RNA binding motif protein 48. The record is from RefSeq and is a predicted model, not a curated record. Gene Ontology annotation, cellular component: nucleoplasm. Lineage: Eukaryota; Metazoa; Chordata; Mammalia; Chiroptera; Molossidae. The transcript is spliced from 5 exons. Bases 39 to 1139 code for a protein of 366 amino acids. Gene Ontology annotation, molecular function: nucleic acid binding.